Messenger RNA from Drosophila obscura, 1691 nucleotides. RefSeq lists its product as uncharacterized. The transcript is spliced from 2 exons. The record is from RefSeq and is a predicted model, not a curated record. Lineage: Eukaryota; Metazoa; Arthropoda; Insecta; Diptera; Drosophilidae. Gene Ontology annotation, molecular function: nucleic acid binding; zinc ion binding. The coding region runs from base 4 to 1188 and encodes 394 amino acids.
GAAAUGUUUGAAGCUCGGGUCCAUAAUUGUCCUAGACUCACGGAUUUGCAUCGAUUUCACUACCUCAAAGAUUCUCUUUCAGAUGAAGCGAAAAGGGAUAUACAACACCUUACUCUGAUAGAAUCUAAUUACAGUGUAGCUUGGCAAAUGUUGUUGAAAUUGUAUGAUAAUAAGCGAGUGUUGUUUCAGCAUUAUAUGCAGGUUCUCGAGCAACAGCCCAUGGUCCGUAACGACGACCCUGUGUCGCUAAAAGGGUUUUUGCAAACUUGUCGUUCAUGCAUUAAAUCGCUGGAGAAGGUGGGGGUGGAUCUCACCCAUCAGAGCCACAUUUUGGUAUACCUGAUGACGAAGAAGCUGCCAGCGCAGAUACGAUUGGAUUGGGAAAAAUCGAUAGCUCAAUCGCAAGAGUUACCAACUUUCGAGGAGCUGUCUACCCAGCUAGACGGUCAGUAUAGGACGAUGGUCACGACAGCCUCAGCUGACAGAGUGUUGUCAUCGAACAAGGAGAGUAAAGGCGCUGCUGGGUCCGGCGUAAAACGCAGGGAUGUUAAAUCUUCAUUUGUUGCCCGAUCGGUGGAUCAAUGCGCAGUCUGUGGAACUGAAGGUCAUUCCAUAGUCGACUGCAAGGUAUUUGGAGGCAUGAAUGUAACAGACCGGCGGGCAUCGGUGAUGAAGUAUCGCUUGUGUUUCAAUUGUUUGGGAAGCAACCAUCAGUCUCGCAGGUGCAGGCUAAAAAACAAUUGUUCGAUUUGCACAGACCGACACCACACUCUUGUCCAUGUGAAGCGUCAAGUAAGGGAUUCUGGGGAUCAGGUGCAACAGAUCACGUCGAAUGUCAUAAAUGGUGCGCCCGCUAUAGGAACGCAAAAAUAUGAGGUACUGCUGCCUACGGCGUUGGUCACCAUUGAGUCAUCAGAAGGCUUCCCGUUGCAAUUUAGGGCAUUCUUAGACCAAGGAUCGCAAGCUUCGUUUGUAUCGGAAAACGUAGCGCAAAGACUAGGAUUGUGUCGACAAAAGACACAUUUAAAGGUAAACGGGUUAUCCAAUGCGCGGAUUACGGAAGCAUCCUCUUCAGUUCUGUUGAAAAUCGGAUCACGGUUUGAACCGCAAGUGAAGUACAAUGUCACAGCGUAUGUUUUGCCGAAGAUCCCAAUUAUUUUGUACCCCAAGGAGUGGAUAUUUUGCUAGGUAGUGACAUAUAUGAUGAAUUGAUGUUGAGCGAGAUACAUCGUGGACCUGCAGGCACGCCUAUCGCGCAGAACACCCGUUUAGGGUUCAUUAUCUCAGGGAAGGUCCGGGAUUAUGCAACUAACGCAUUGGUACAUACGGUUCAGGUGGUCCAGGAUGAUUCAUCUGCGGAAUUGGAAGGGUUGCUCCGACGGUUUUGGGAGCUUGAGCAGUAUGAGCAAGAAUCUGGAGGAUUAUCGAAUGAAGAACAAUGGUGUGAGGAACAUUUUCUAGAAACAUACAAAAGGUUGUCGUAUGGGAAAUAUGUAGUGCGGCUCCCAUUGUUAUCGACAUUGGACCCUAGCGCAGUGAUUGGAGCGUCGUACCGGCCAGCUCUAAAAAGGUUGUGCCACCUGGACAAACGUUUACGGAAGGAUGCCAAGUUGAAGGAAAUAUAUUCCCAAACGAUCCGUGAAUAUUUGGAACUAGGCCAAAUGAAGAGGGCUUCCUCCCAGUGGAGCGAC